AUGCUGCCCUACGUCACGAAAAAGCGCCCGAUGAAGGACGGUAUUGGCAACGACAUCCAGGAGCACCCUCUCAUGAUAUUCUUGAGGUUCUUCGACAUUAUUCGCAAGGGUAAUCUCAAGCUUCCAAAGUGGGAUCACUUUACCGCAGAGAUGCUGUUGCAUCAGAGUACAUCACAAGACUACCUACCCUUCGGCCUUGCCAUUGUUCUCGACAUCCAAGAGGCAGUGCGCGACGACUGUCGUCGGAUGCUACGCGACCUCACCGAGCACGGCUUAGACAUCGCCAGAUGUAUCCGUUGUCAUGUCGACUACGAAGACCGCAUGUGGGCCAAGGGAACAAAGCCUGACUACAUGUGCAAAGAAGAGAUCAAGUUCAGUACCCUCCUGUUGAAGCCUCUAGACAGGCUAUUGGACUGGCUGCAAGAUGUUCUGAAUUCGCGAGAAGUGCCGAUGGCUGCUAGCGUCUUCAUCACCGUUCAUUCGACGCUCGCGGGACUUUCAAUGUGGCACUACAACCAGAUCUACCACCAUACUACCAUUACCAAGAUACAGUGGUUCAUCAAUGGCCUCGCUCACCUCUACAACGCCGCCUGCCAAAUCGGCGGUCUGAACAUCCAGUGGCCAGACCUCGACUAUCUGAUCAAGAUGCAUGGGUAA
Alternaria metachromatica is the source of this 657-nucleotide messenger RNA. RefSeq lists its product as uncharacterized. The transcript is spliced from 2 exons. The record is from RefSeq and is a predicted model, not a curated record. Lineage: Eukaryota; Fungi; Ascomycota; Dothideomycetes; Pleosporales; Pleosporaceae. Bases 1 to 657 code for a protein of 218 amino acids.